Molecule: messenger RNA, 2721 nt
Organism: Nothobranchius furzeri (turquoise killifish)
Lineage: Eukaryota; Metazoa; Chordata; Actinopteri; Cyprinodontiformes; Nothobranchiidae
Gene: thap12a
Product: THAP domain containing 12a
Source: RefSeq, a predicted model, not a curated record
UUUUAUUAUGAAAGUACAAGGCCGGAAGUGUCUGCCUGCGUAAGCAGCUAAGUGGCUAACGCUAUCAGCCAAAAGCUGCACGACUAAACAAGCGCGUUCUUCAAGUCUUGGGAUGCAGAGCCGCUGCGCUGUUCCGAGCUGCCCCGGCGGUAAAGCGGACCCGCAGCCGCUCUUCCGGUUCCCUCAGGAUCCACAAAGGUGUCAGACGUGGGCGGAGUCAUGCCAGGGGACAAAGCUGGGGGACAAACCGGUGGAGCAGCUGUACAGGAACUACAGGCUGUGUGGGAAACACUUUGAAGCUUCUGCCUUCGACACGGAUGCUCCAGGUAAAGUGUUGAAAGAUGACGCCGUACCAACCAUCUUUGACCCGCCAGCCCAGCCUAAAACUGGACAAGUGAAGCGCGGCAAGGAGACGCCCAAAGAUGAAGAUGUGGGCAGCAGUGACAGAAAGAGAAUCAAAAAGCCACAAGCAGAAGCCCCUCCGGAGGAGACCCAGAACCAGGAUCCAGAAGACGACCAGAAGAAAUAUCUGAAGUCUUUAUUUGAAGUUGUUCUGCUGCUUGGAGAGCAGGGCAUCCCUCUUUCAGGAGCCACUGACGAUGGAGACAAAAGCCUUAAGCCAAGCACCUUUCAGGCACUGCUAGAUUACCGUAUCAACUGUGGCGAUGAGGUGCUACGGAAGCGGUACGACUCGCUGAAGCCCUGCUGCUUCACGGAGGAUUUGAGUGGUUUGCUGGAGGUGUGUGAGGAGUAUGUGCGCAGUAAGGUGGUGGAGGAUGUUAUACACAACGGCUUUUUCUCCUUGCUGACCGAAGAUCCGGUAAAGAUCUCUGGACAGUGGUGCCUUCCCGUCUUCCUUCGUUAUGUGGACCCAACUAAAUGCCAGCAAGAAAGGUUUGCAGGGUUCUUGGCCUUCAAAGCAGAGGAAGAUGACCUAGCUGAGACGAUGUUGUCUGAAUUGGUUGAGAAGUGGGGCGUAGAUAUGGAGCAGUGUCGAGGACAAGCUCACUCCUGUUCAGGGCCACAUUUCAGUAAAAUCAAAGCAUUUGCUGCCAAAGUGACUGAGAAGUAUCCAAAGGCGGUUCUUACCUUCAGAUCCACCCACUCGCUAAACGUGUCACUAGUCGGUAGCAUGGCAGUCUCAGGGGUUCGGCUUGUCGUGGCUACCUUCAAGAAGAUAGAGUCGUUUUUCCGUCAGUCGCCUCUGAUGCAGCAGGAGUUGGAUCACGCCAUUUCUAUCUUCUAUCCAGACAAAGAAGACAAAGCCAAAGAACUUAAGGAGAUCUGCAAAAGUAGCUGGACCAAAGGACACGAUGCCUUUGAGGUGGCUCUGGAAGUCAUAGAAGCACUGCUACUUUGUGUGGACAGCAUCCACGACAAUGAGGACAUGAGGUGGAAUGACCAAGUCACCCACAGUGCUUUGGAGAUCUCUAAAGCAUUGACAGAUUUUGAGUUGAUCAUGGCGCUGGUUGUGCUGAAGAACGUCAUUGUGCUCACCCAGGCUUUUGGGAAGAACCUGCAAGGCAACGCAGCUGAUGCCGUUUUAGCUGCAGUCAGUCUAAAAGCUGUGUUGCGUUCCCUGAAGGAGAUGUCCGACAACAUUGACGUGUAUCACGAGUUCUGGUACGAUGAAGCUGUUAAUAUAGCUGCAGCCAUGGAGAUCCCAGUCAGGGUUCCUCGGUCCUUCUCGAGGAAGUAUCGAGGUGAAACUGGAAGCAUUCAGCCUGAUGGCUACUACAAGGAUCACCUGUCUGUACCUGUGCUGAACCACGUUAUCAAGGAAAUGAAUGAGCUCUUCUGUGAGAACCACCUGAAGGCUCUGAGGUGUUUGUCUCUUCUCCCUGAAGUCAUAGCGCAGAACAAGUCCACGCAGCCUGAAGAGGGAACCGUAGAGUUGUUUAAGGAGGACAUCCCAAACGCAGGAACCCUGUCUGCUGAACUGCACUGCUGGUUGGUUAAAUGGAGCAAAAAAGGCAAAGGCGAGACCUUCCCGUCCAGCCUUUGUGGGACGAUGCAGCUGGCUGAUGUGAAGUUCUUCCCCAACAUGUUUGCCAUCCUGAGCAUCCUCAGCGUCCUUCCUAGCUUAGCUCCGGAGGACAGCUGUGAUGUAGCAUACAAGCGUUUCAAGGUGUACCUGGAGAACACCCCCGACAAAUUCAGAUCCAAAAGCCUCGCUCUUCUGAACAUAAGUUAUGAUGUUGACUUUGAUCUGGAUACAAUGGUUGAGAUGCACCUGAAGAUGUUCCCCGCUGGGCGAGAGGUUUCAUGAGCCUCCGGACUGGUUCAGCGGUACGUGAUCUAGGGCGGGGUUCUGUAGGCGGGAUGUUGUGAAGUUGUCUUCAGUCCUCCAGAUGCUGAUAAAGUUACGGCUGUAGAGUUUGGUUGUUAGGCUGUUUGAGCUCACAUCUGGAUGACCUUUAGCUUAUUCCGGCUCUAAACGGGCAAGUAAAUAUAUUGUAGGGUCUGUUGUCAUUGUUUUAUACGUUUGAUUUCUGAGCAGGAGAUAUUUACACUUGUUAAGAUCUGAAACUGACUCUAAUGUUCUUCACUGCCAGCAUUUGUCACCAAGUCUUUAGUGUCUAAAUGUUUCUGUUUGUGAAUAAACGUGUAGGUUUCUGCUCUGAGACCGGGUUUCUAGGCUAGAUGUUAGCGGACUUGCUCUAGCAUUUGAUCACCUCUCCUGAAAGCUGACAUCAAGAAUAAAGAUUUGAAUCCGUUUUA